AUGACAGUGACCUACACCAACCGCGUGGCUGAUGCCCGCCUGGGCACCUUCUCCCAGCUCCUGCUCCAAUGGAAGGGCAGCAUCUACAAACUGCUCUACUCCGAGUUCCUCAUCUUCAUCUCGCUCUACUUCACCAUCAGCCUUGUCUACAGGCUGAUCCUGAGCGAGAGCCAAAGGCUGAUGUUCGAGAAGCUGGCGCUGUACUGCAACAGCUACGCCGAGCUAAUCCCCGUGUCCUUCGUGCUGGGUUUCUAUGUGGCCCUGGUGGUGUCCCGCUGGUGGGCCCAGUACGAGAGCAUCCCAUGGCCAGACCGGAUCAUGAACCUGGUGUCCUGCAACGUGGAUGGGGAGGACGAGUACGGGAGGCUCCUGCGCCGCACCCUGAUGCGCUACAGCAACCUGGUCAGCGUGCUGAUCCUGCGCUCCGUCAGCACCGCUGUCUACAAGCGCUUCCCCAGCAUGGAGCACGUCGUGAGGGCAGGCCUCAUGACACCAGAAGAGCACAAGAAGUUUGAGAGCUUGAAUUCUCCCCACAACAAGUUCUGGAUUCCGUGCGUGUGGUUCUCCAACCUGGCUGUGAAGGCAAGGAAUGACGGGAGGAUCCGGGACAGCGUGCUGCUCCAAGGCAUCCUGAAUGAGCUCAACACCUUGCGCAGCCAGUGUGGGAAACUCUACGGAUACGACUGGAUCAGCAUUCCCCUGGUCUACACCCAGGUGGUGACCGUGGCUGUUUACAGCUUCUUCCUGGCCUGUCUGAUUGGGAGGCAGUUCCUGGAUCCAGAGAAAGCAUAUCCUGGCCAUGAGCUGGAUCUCUUUGUGCCUGUCUUUACAUUUUUGCAAUUCUUCUUCUAUGCUGGCUGGUUAAAGGUGGCUGAGCAGCUCAUCAACCCUUUUGGGGAGGACGACGAUGACUUUGAAGCCAACUGGCUCAUUGACAGGAACCUGCAGGUCUCCCUCAUGGCAGUGGAUGAGAUGCACCAGGAUUUACCCAUUCUGGAGAAGGACCUGUACUGGAACGAGCCUGACCCCCAGCCACCCUACACUGCAGCCACAGCUGAGUACAAGCGCCCGUCCUUCCUGGGCUCCACUUUUGACAUCAGCAUGCAGAAGGAAGAGAUGGAGUUCCAGCCCCUGGAGCAGAUUAAAGAGAAUGAGGAGGCCAACCACUCCACUCCCUUGCUGGGACACCUGGGCCGCCUCCUGGGUGUCCAGUCCCCAAACUUCUCCAGGUCCUCUUCCCGGAUGAACCUGCUGCGCCGACGAGGAGAUCCCACGUCGCCCUUCUCCCAUUACACCUACCAGGACAUGGGGAAGGCUGGAAGCCCUUGUGGCAUCAGUCAGCCAAGGGGGGACUCCCAGGAGCAGUGGGACAGCGAAGAGGGAAAACUGAGGGAGUUUGAUGCUUUCAUGUCCACGCCCUUUUACGAGAGGCCUGGCUUCUACAGCGCUCCACAGACGCCCAUCAGCUCCAUCCCCAUGAUUUUCCCUUCCCGGCGCCCAGGGCGCAAGAAGCCACCAGCGCUCUCCAGCAUUGCUGCGUGCUCCACUUCCCUUCGGGAUGUCAUUGUCAACGCCUCCCCUUCCAGGGCCAGCGAUGUGGACAAGAGUCAGAGCUCCCUGGGCUCUGCUGCAAAGGAAACCUUUGUUUGGCCAACAGAGCGGAGUAAAGGCCCUGACUCUGUGGCCGUGACAGUAGAAGAAGGAAAGAGCAGCUCCAGGGAAGCUGCCACCACAGGAAGUCCAGGAGCGCAGUCCACAGCAUCCAACAGCCCCAAAUUCCCCUUCCUGCCAGAGCCCCCUGAGCAUGAGAAGCACAGCAGCUUCAAAAGCCUGAAGAGCUCCAAAGCCUCACGCCCACCCUGGCUAAACCUGGAGAGCACAGCCUCGGCCACUCCCAAUUCGGAGCAUUCCAGUGCCUUUCACACCCCCAGCAACAAAACCCCUGGAGGCAGCGCCUCCCUCUGCUUCUCCUUCACUCCCGUCACCUCUCCAGUGCUGGAAAGGUCCCACAAGGGCAACCUGGGCCCUGAGGCUCGCAGCCUGAGUUUGGAAGAUGCAGCCAGCGCUCCAGAGCAGCACCCAGAGGUUUCCAGGAACAUGAGAGACACUGGGAAUGGAAACACCAACCCCCCAGCUCCCAAAGAGCCCAGGAGAGCAGAGAGUCCAUCCCCCAAUGACUCUGGAAUCUCCCUAGCCGAGGGUGACUACGUGGGGCUGAUGGAGGUGAUCCUGGAGGCCAGUGAAAGCCCAGGGGAGGAGCAGAUGGACCAGUACAGCUAAAGGGGAAUCCAUGGAUCCAUGGGAUACCUGCCUUAUCCUGGCACUCACCCAACACAGAGGUGCUGGACAUGCAGCUGGAGCUCAGCCUGGGCUGAAACCAGCACUAAGGACACACUGCUCCUGGCCUCAGCUACAGCAGCAGACACAACUCAUGUUGCAAGAACAAAAGCACCAAAAAACCCAACCUGUAGCAAAAGAACAGGACUUUGAGUGUUAAAUAUUGCAGAAACCAGCCUGACCAGCCAGUUGUACCCCAGAACAGGAGCACAGUUAAUGUGGCCACUUCUCUCCUCACAGCAAGAAUGAGAGCUUGAGUCCUUUCUCAGGCAGGACUUGCACUCCUAACAAGAUAGUCCAGGGAAAAGUAAGGGACUGA
Zonotrichia leucophrys gambelii is the source of this 2656-nucleotide messenger RNA. RefSeq names its product bestrophin-1-like. Gene Ontology annotation, molecular function: chloride channel activity. The coding region runs from base 1 to 2280 and encodes 759 amino acids. The record is from RefSeq and is a predicted model, not a curated record. The transcript is spliced from 9 exons. Lineage: Eukaryota; Metazoa; Chordata; Aves; Passeriformes; Passerellidae.